This is a messenger RNA of Mucor velutinosus, 3912 nucleotides long. RefSeq names its product Rad2 nuclease. The transcript has 3 exons. Gene Ontology annotation, molecular function: ATP binding; ATP hydrolysis activity; ABC-type transporter activity. NCBI's taxonomy places the organism in Eukaryota, Fungi, Mucoromycota, Mucoromycetes, Mucorales, Mucoraceae. The record is from RefSeq and is a predicted model, not a curated record. Gene Ontology annotation, cellular component: membrane. Gene Ontology annotation, biological process: transmembrane transport. The coding region runs from base 1 to 3912 and encodes 1303 amino acids.
AUGUCAGACACAACAAGUAUAGAGCUAACAAGCACAAACACAAAGCUACCGCUCUCUCCGAAUACUGCUUCAGAUGUUUCUUCUGCUGCUGCCCCUAAAUCAAAAUCAAAAAACAAGGAAAGCGUCGCCAUGUUGAAACUGUUUCGAUUUGCUACACCUCUAGAGCGCAUCCAAAUCAUCAUUGCAAGCAUAUGCUCGGCUGGCUCUGGUGCUCUACUACCUGUUUCCAUCAUCAUUUAUGGAGCUUUCAUAUCGAAUGUAACCACAUCUCUUGACGACUACAAUGCAUUGCUUAAUGCGACAUACCCAGUGAUUCAUACCAUGACCUACAUGGGAACUGCCAUCUUGGUGGCGUCUUAUAUCUCCAACUGUUUGUGGAUCAUGACGGGUGAGAGUCAAACUCGUCGUAUUCGUACUCUUUAUCUCCAUGGUGUUCUUCGUCAAGAUAUGAGCUGGUUUGAUACAGCUACCGAGGGGUCAUUGAAUACAAGAUUGGCUUCGGAUACACAAAUAAUUCAAGACGGCAUCUCUGAAAAGUUUGGACGCUUCAUCAUGUCACUGUCUCAAUUCAUCACAGGCUUCGUUGUAGCUUUUGUUCAAGGUUGGCGAUUGGCUAUUGUCAUGUUUGCUGCUACUCCAUUCAUGUUCAUUGUUGGCGGAUUGAUGGGCCAUUUUACCACCAAGUAUACUUUGGCUUCUCAAGAUGCCUAUGCUCAAGCAGGCACUGUUGCUGAAAAUGCUUUCAAUUCCAUUCGUACCAUCUACUCAUUUAACCUAGAGAGAAGAUUUCUGAACCGCUACAAGAAAGAACUCGAUAAUGCUUUCUCCAGUGGUCUAAAGCGCGCCACUGUUUCUGGUCUCGGAAUGGCUGCUAGUAUGUCUUCCAUGCUCUGCAUCUAUGCUCUGACCCUUUGGUACGGCUCCACACUGGUCAUCAAAGAUCAAUUAACUGGCCCCACUGUCUUUAUCGUUCUUCUCAGUAUGAUUCUUGGGUCUGUUGGCUUGUUUACCUUUCCUAUCAACCUCGCUGCCAUCUCUGCCGCUCAAGGAUCCGCUUACAGAAUGUUUGCCAUUAUUGACCGCGUACCUGAUAUCGAUGUUGAUGCUAAGGAUGGUAUUAUACUUGAUUCUAUUACUGGAAAUAUUGAGUUCAAGAAUAUCAUGUUCAACUAUCCCACUCGUCCUGGUGUCACGAUCCUGAACAAUUUGUCAUUGAAAAUUUAUGCUGGCAUGACGGUAGCUUUUGUCGGUCCAAGCGGUUCUGGUAAAUCAACCGCUAUCCAACUAAUGCAACGAUUCUACGAUCCUCUGUCUGGCUCUAUUUGUCUCGAUGGCCAUGAUAUCAAAACACUGAAUGUCAAAAACUUGCGUCAAAAUAUCGGUAUCGUUCAACAAGAGCCUACACUAUUCAAUUUGAGUAUUCGCGAGAAUAUUUUGAUGGGGUGCGACGAGAAGAUCUCUGAUGAGGACCUUGUGUCUGCCUGUCAAGAGGCCAACUGCCACACAUUUGUUUCACAGCUACCCGAUGGCUACAACACGCUGGUUGGCGAACACGGUGGUAUGUUGUCUGGUGGUCAAAAGCAGAGAAUUGCUAUUGCUCGUGCUAUUGUGAGAAAUCCUUCUAUCUUGCUAUUAGAUGAGGCUACGUCUGCGUUAGAUACUCAAUCAGAGCGUCUUGUCCAAUCUGCCCUGGAUAAAGCCUCUUCUAGCCGAACAACAAUCGUCGUUGCACACCGUUUAUCCACCAUCAAGAAUGCUGAUCUCAUCGUUGUCUUGAAUCAUGGCUGUAUUGUUGAGCAAGGCAAGCACGAUGAAUUGCUUGAGAAGCAUGGUGUUUAUGCUGAUCUCGUCAGCAAGCAAAUGAUCACUGAUAUAACGGAUGACAGUGUCAAGUCGGAAGAUGCAGAAGUCCUUCUUCAACAAGAGAAACUGGACGUGCAAAAGCAAGCUAAAGUGAUAAAGAAUGAAGUAGCUCUCAAUCUCUCGCAAACGGAUACUUUCGCCUUCCAAGACCACAAGAAGAUUCUCGAAAUUGAAGGCAAUUCCCCUGUUGAUGUUGCUCACACCACUGCUGCCUAUGACCUUAAGCUCAAGACUCUCCAGGAGGAGAAAGAAAAGCUCAAGAAACAAAAGGCACCCUUCAAGAAAGUUUUCAUGCAAAUGCGUCCCGAAUGGAAAUAUCUAGCCAUAGGUGUUCUCAGUGCUGCUAUUGCUGGUGCAGUCUAUCCCAUUUAUGCGUUUUUGCUUUCCAGAGUUGUCACUAUUCUCAGUUUACCAGGCGUUGAUAUCAGUCCUGGACCCAUGCAAGGCGCUAAUUUGUAUGCUUUCUGUUUCUUUAUGCUGGCUGUUGCUUCUUUUGUUGGCUACGGUGGUCAAAACUUUUCCUUUGAGCUUGCUGGUGAAUUCUACACAAGACGCUUACGAGGCGAAUUGUUUGCUGCUUUUUUGCGUCAAGAGGUUGGUUAUUACGAUCAGAGCGAAAAUACAGCUGGUGCCCUUACCACUCGCUUGGCCCUGGAUACACGCAACGUGAAUGAAAUGAUUACCAAAUCUUGGGGUGAUGCCACUCAACUGAUUGCUACGGUCGUCGUAGGCUUGGUAAUUGCUUUUGUUCAUAGCUGGGCUCUUACCUUAAUUCUUUUGCUCAUGGCACCUUUCAUCAUCGUUGCUACUGCCUAUGAAACCAGUGUUCAUCGUGGAUUUGAAGAUAAAACGCAGAAGGCCAACUCGCUCUCAGGUGAAGUGGGCGGUGAAGCAAUUCGUGAGGUCCGUACCAUUGCUUCUUUAAACAAGCAACUCUACUUUGAAGAUCGCUUCUUUCAAACAACCGAGCAUCCCCAUAAGCUAGCUCAACGCAAGGCUUACUUGUCCUCCAUUGGUUUCGCUUUAAAUCGUGGUAUUGGUCUGUACACAAAUGCUGUAAGUUUUUAUGCUGGCAUGCGCUUGAUCGUCAAUGGCACCAUCUCGUUCCCCCAAAUGUUCACCACCAUGACAGUGAUGAUCAGUACUUCUGAGAACAUUGGCAACAGUUCCGUGUUUGCUAGCACCCUUGCAAAGGCUAAAUACUCGGCACUGGCUACUUUUGAAGUUCUGGAACGUCAGCCAAAGAUUGACCCUCAACUGGAAGGCAUUGAGCCUGCUCAUGACACUGUUGAUGGAGAUAUCAGCUUUACAAAUGUUCAAUUUGCGUAUCCUGCUCGUCCUGAUGUUGAUGUUUUCAAGGGUCAAUUCAAUCUUUAUGGUAAAUCUGGUCAAACAAUAGCGAUUGUAGGUCCCUCUGGCUGUGGUAAAUCGACCACUAUUGGCAUGCUCCAACGUUGGUACGAUGCUCAAUCUGGUACUGUUGCCCUGGAUUCACACAAUGUCAAGUCUUACACUCUGAGCAACUUGCGAAGUCAUAUGGCCAUCGUCAUUCAGGAGCCAGUUCUCUUUGACAUGUCAAUCAUUGACAACAUUCGCUUCGGUGUGGAUGAUGGCAUUGAGGUCACUCAGCAAGAAGUCGAAGAUGCCUGUAAAGCUGCUAAUAUCCAUGAAUUCAUCAUUAGUUUACCAGAUGGAUACAAUACCAAAGUCGGAAACAAGGGCUCUCAGCUCUCUGGCGGUCAAAAGCAAAGAGUCUCUAUUGCCCGCGCUCUGAUUCGUAAACCAAAGGUGCUUUUGUUGGAUGAAGCGACUAGUGCUCUUGAUAGUGACAGCGAGCGUCUGGUUCAAGAAGCUCUGGAUAACAUCUUGGAGAAAGGAGGAAGAACUACUAUUACUAUUGCUCACCGUCUCUCUACAAUUCAAAAUUCAGACUUGAUCUGUGUCGUGAAGGAUGGUCGUGUUGUUGAACAAGGCUCCCAUCAGUAUCUGUUGUCUUUGAAUGGCAUCUACUCUGAGCUUGUUCAUGAGCAGUCGCUCAAGGUAAUAUAA